Molecule: messenger RNA, 1695 nt
Organism: Oppiella nova
Lineage: Eukaryota; Metazoa; Arthropoda; Arachnida; Sarcoptiformes; Oppiidae
Source: the annotation of a GenBank genome assembly
GCUAAUUAACGGAAACUACACUUCAAUUGAGUGCAUCGAUAGGAUUGGCAUACGUUUGGGUAAACAUUACCGACGGGUUUGUGUCCACGCAUUGCGUAAAACAAUUUGAUCUCGUUUUCUGGCGUCCAAUCCAUUUCAGUCACAUUGGGAUCAGACAUGCGACCACUGAAUCUCUGUGAAGACAAACGACUACUUAAUUGAAGAGAAAUCGUGCCAUAAAUCGACUGCAAGUCUAUAGCCAUGAGUGACGACUGGGGCGACGAUUGGGAGCCAACGAAGCCGUCGACCACUGACUCGACGACCACUGACUCGACGACCACUGACUCGACGACCACUGCUGUCCAACAAGACUGGGACAGCGGAUGGGACAACGGAUGGGACAGCAGUUCCGCUAAUAAUACUAAUAAAGAGCCGACGAGUGAUUUGAGAUCAAAAGAGUUUGGACGCGGAAGAGGUAGGGCUAAGAGAGCGGAACAAUGGCACCAACAGAAUGACGGCGAGUGGGGGUCCGACCACUCGAGUCAUGAGCGCCGCCAACAGAACUCAUUCUCCAAUAAUAGCUCUUUCGGUCAAAACCAGGACUCAUCCAAACGUGUCAUUCAAAUUGAGAGCACUUUCGUGGGGAAAGUGAUCGGAAGAGGCGGUCAGACCAUCAAAGAGCUGCAGAACAAGAGCGGCGCUCGGAUUCACAUUAAUAAGGAUUCGAGUGGUUGUGACACUGAUAUUGAAUUGAGUGGAAGCAGUGGUCAGAUAGAAAUGGCUGAGAAACUCAUCAAAGAGUUGACUCAAAAUGGGGGCUAUUCUUCACAGCGAAGUGAGUCCUACUCUUCGCACAGGAAUUUCAGUAAUAAUGACUGGAAUAGUGAUUGGAGUAAUGAGCCGAAGAAGGAGGAGAAGGCGACCCCGAGUGAGGAGUUCGUGGACUGGGGGGCGGCCAUCGCUGAGAGUGAAGAGGCGACCAAAAAGAAAUGGGCGUCACUUCCACCCAUAAACAAACAGUUCUACUUCGAGAACCCAGACGUGAGAGCCAUGAGUGCAGAGUUUGUGGACAACUUUCGCACUCAAAAUAAUAACAUAAUUGUCAGUCAUUUCACUGAAGGCGACACUCGAGUCAUUCCUAAUCCCAUUCAACACUUCAGUCAAGCCUUUGAACACUUCCCUGAAGUUUUGGACGAAAUCACGAGACAAGGCUUUAAGACGCCGUCACCCAUUCAGUGCCAAUCGUGGCCUAUACUCCUCAGUGGUUAUGAUUUGAUAGGCAUCGCUCAGACGGGAACUGGAAAAACAUUGGCAUACCUUUUGCCGGCAAUGAUACAUAUCGACAGUCAGGCCACGAAACGCGAGGACCGUCCGGGCCCUACAGCCCUGAUUAUGGCGCCCACUAGAGAAUUGGCGCAACAGAUUGAGAAGGAGUGUCAGAAAUAUCGCUACAGAGAUAUCAAAUGUGUUUGCAUUUACGGCGGCGGAGACCGUAACACACAAAUCAGUAAAGUUGGCAAAGGAGUGGAAAUAGUGAUCGCAACCCCCGGACGACUCAAUGAUCUCUGUAUGAAUCGAGUCAUUAAUCUCUCAUCCGUUAGUUAUUUGGUUUUAGACGAGGCCGACCGUAUGCUUGACAUGGGUUUUGAGCCGCAAAUUAAGAAAAUAAUGCUUGACGUAAGGCCCGAACGCCAUACUGUGAUGAUGUCUGCCACG